CCAAUUAGUGCCUUUCCAAACACCUUAUUUAAAGGCAGCCAGCACAGUGCUAUCCAUAGUCAGGCCCCUUCAGAGCAACAAGAACAAAUUGCUUGGAAUAAAUUCAAGAAGACUCAGCAAUCCAUCAGAAUGAAAUACGCUCAGUACACAUUCCUGGUGACGAUCAUCUCCAUUAUCGAUUACUCCUCGGCGCAGCCUUCGUGUGCAGUGGAAUCUUUCUCUGUGAAGGAAGACUUUGACCCCAAGAGGUAUGCAGGUAAAUGGUAUGCGCUGGCCAAGAAAGACCCAGAAGGCCUGUUUCUACAAGAUAACAUCUCAGCUGAAUAUACCAUUGAGGAGGACGGCACUAUGAUUGCAUCUUCCAAAGGCAGAGUGAAGCUUUUCGGGUUCUGGGUGAUCUGUGCUGACAUGGCCGCCCAAUACUCGGUGCCUGACCCCACCACUCCAGCAAAAAUGUUCAUGAAUUAUCAAGGCCUGGCAAGCUAUUUGUCAAGCGGAGGUGACAACUACUGGGUGAUUGACACAGACUACGACAACUAUGCCAUCACCUAUGCCUGCCGCAGUCUGAAAGAGGAUGGCUCCUGCGAUGACGGCUACUCCCUUAUUUUCUCUCGCAACCCUCGUGGUCUCCCCCCAGCCAUUCAACGCAUUGUGCGCCAGAAGCAGGAAGAAAUCUGCAUGUCUGGCCAGUUCCAGCCUGUGCUACAGUCAGGGGCCUGUUAAAUCAAGACUCCUUCAGAGUUGGAGCAGAGGCCUGAUCUCUGCAUCUUGAAGUCGUCCAUGUAGUGUUUGGAUUAGAGCUUUUCCUCAAACACAUCUAAGUGUUGGCUUGUUGUUUUUAUUUUACGGCACUUGGGUGCUACACACCUCGCUUGUCUGAACUCAAAAGAACUGUGUUAACGUUUGUCAAUAAAUGUUUUUAAGUAAUCUUUUAAA
Podarcis raffonei (Aeolian wall lizard) is the source of this 936-nucleotide messenger RNA. RefSeq names its product purpurin. The transcript is spliced from 6 exons. Bases 130 to 723 code for a protein of 197 amino acids. Lineage: Eukaryota; Metazoa; Chordata; Lepidosauria; Squamata; Lacertidae. The record is from RefSeq and is a predicted model, not a curated record. Gene Ontology annotation, molecular function: retinoid binding; retinol transmembrane transporter activity.